Messenger RNA from Chelonus insularis, 3642 nucleotides. RefSeq names its product Importin 9 (gene Ipo9). The record is from RefSeq and is a predicted model, not a curated record. Gene Ontology annotation, molecular function: small GTPase binding. Gene Ontology annotation, cellular component: nuclear envelope; cytosol. Gene Ontology annotation, biological process: protein import into nucleus. The transcript has 12 exons. Lineage: Eukaryota; Metazoa; Arthropoda; Insecta; Hymenoptera; Braconidae. Bases 436 to 3549 code for a protein of 1037 amino acids.
UUUUCGAACAUAAUUGAAUAAUUGGUUUUGAUUGACUUGUAAACGUUUCUAUUCAACUAGCAUAUUAUUUCUGUUCAAUCUUAAAUAUUGAAUGCCGCCUUUUUCAAACUCCUUUUCAACGUCCUCUACACAAGAAGGCCAAACUUCUUUUAAAAAAUACCUCAAUCUUGCUUUAGUUUAUGAGUAAUUUAUCAAUGUAAAUAUUGUUCACAAAUGGUUAGUAAAUAGUAGUAUUUACGAAUAAAUUUCAGCUAUAAGAGACCAACUUUUCAUAAUAAUUUCUUGUUGGUAUUUAUAAUAAUCAUUUACUAAGAAACAUCAAAUACUCAAUGUUUUUAUGCCAUACCGGCGUAUGUUAACCUCUCAGCUAUUUACGCGUUAUUUUUUAUUGGUAAAGAUUGUUAAACUAAUAAGUAAGAAUAUUAAACGAAAAUAAUGAAUACAAAUACAAGAGAUGUCCAAAGUUCCUUAAAAGAAGCUCUUUAUGAAACAUUGAACGGAAUUCUUUCUCCACAUGGCGAAACUCGUCAAGCAGCAGAACAAAGAAUUCAAGCAUUAGAAGUGACUGAUGAAUUCGGUAUUCAUUUGACUGAAUUUGUAAUAGAUACCAAUGGACCUUUAGCUAUCAGACAAUUGUCAUCAGUUUUAUUGAAGCAAUAUGUUGAAGCACAUUGGUGUUCUGUUAGUGAAAAAUUUCGCCCACCAGAAAUAACGCCUUCAACAAAAAUGAAAAUCAAAGAAUUAUUACCACUUGGCUUACAUGAGCCUGUCAGCAAAGUAAGAGGAUCAGUAGCUUAUGCAAUAUCUGCUAUAGCACACUGGGAUUGGCCAGAGACUUGGCUUGGACUUUUUGAUAUAUUGGUAGAUUGUUUAAGUAGUCAAAAUGAAUAUGCUAUUCAUGGUGCAAUGAGAGUAUUAAAUGAAUUCACUCAUGAUCUUACUGAUAAUAAUCUUCCAAAUGUUGGACCGAUUAUUCUUCGAGAAAUGCAUAGGAUUUUUGUGACUGAAAGUUACAGUAUUAGAACACGAGGAAGAGCAGUAGAAAUAUUUACAACAAUUGCUUCUCUAGUUGCAUCUACGGGUGUUUAUCAAAAAGGAUUUGUACAUCACCAUUUAAAACCAAUGAUUCCAGCAUUUUGUGAAAAAUUUGUAUCCUGCUUAAGAGAACCUAAUAACGGACCGACGUGUGAUACUGGUCUGAAGACAGAAAUUAUUAAAGCAAUUAAUUGUUUAGUAGUAAAAUUAACAAAAUACGUAGGAAAUUAUUUGCCAGAAAUUUUACCUCCUGUAUGGGAAACGCUGACUCAAAGUGCAAAAAUUUAUCAAGAAGAAGCGAUUAAUGGUGGAAUCGAUGACAGUGAUAUAAAUAGGAAAAAUGUAGAUUCUGAUGGGGAAGUGUUAAAUAUAAAUAAUUUGAUAAUGGUUACAUUUGAUUUUAUAAGUUAUUUAUUAGAUCAUAAAAGUUUCUCAAAUCUUCUCAAUAAUCUUCUUCAAGAAGCUAUAUAUUAUUUAAUAAUAUUUAUGCAAAUAACUGAUGAGCAAAUUGAAAUAUGGACAACUAAUCCGAGUCAAUUCGUAGAAGAAGAAGAACAGGGAGGAUUUUCAUAUAAUGUUCGUAUAUCAGCUCAAGAUCUUUUAACGGCUUUAAUAAAUCACUCAGAUAAUGCAUUGAACGCUCUCUGUGAAAUGAUAACACGACAUAUUGAUGCUGCGAAUGCAAUACGUGCUUCUAGAAAUCUUCAAAACAGAGAAGAAAAUAAUACAUGGAAAAUUUGUGAAGCUGCUGUCUUAGCAUUGAGUGUAUGUAAAGAUGAAAUCAUUGAAAAACUCGAUAGUGGACGUCUUCAUUUUAAUCUAGUUUCAUUUUUGAAUACUGUUAUUUUAGGAUUUCUUAAUGAUCCAACUGCUCAUCCUUUUCUUCUCGGUCGUUGUCUAUGUCUUGGUGGCCGAUUUGCAAAUCAUAUGCCUCCAGAAAUAAGUUCACGAUUUUUAGAAGCAACAGUUAACGGUUUGCAAGAGAAUCAACCCGCUUGUAUUCGUAUUAGUUCAGUCAGAGCCAUAUAUUGGUUCUGUGAAGCAUCCACUAAUUCUAAUACACCUGAGAUUCAUGAUUUAAUACGUCCACAUCUGUCUUCUAUAUUUCAGCAGCUAUUUAGUUUGACUAAUCAACCUUCAACAGAAAUUUUAACUCUGGUUAUGGAAACGUUUUCUAUUUUAGUUGCGGUAGAUAAAGAAUUUACUGCAAGUGUUGAAAAUAAAAUUUGUCCUCUAACAAUUGCAGUUUUUCUUAAAUUUCAUAGCGAUCCGGAAAUUUUAUCACUUUGUCAAGAUAUCUUUAAGGAGUUGUCAGAAAAUUUACAAUGUAUUGGACCUCUACAGUCACGUUUGAUUCCUACACUUGUCAGUAUGAUGAAUAUAAACCCACUCGAAAAAUCAAGUGAUGAAGGUACUCGAGGUGUAGCUUUGGAUAUUUUACAAGUUUUGGUACAAUUUUCACCUCAACCUCUUAGUAAUGCCCUAGUAGAGACCGCGUUUCCUGCGGCAUGUCACUGUAUAAUUAAUUCUGAUGAUAAUGGAACUCUUCAAAGUGGCGGUGAACUUAUUCGAACUUAUUUGUAUGCCAGUGCUCGUCAAGUAAUUCAUCACAGAGAUAAUGAAGGUCGAACAGGAUUGCAUUAUAUAUUGCAAAUAGUUGCACAAUUGCUCAAUCCACAGUCUAGUGAAUUUACGGCUACAUUUGUGGGAAGAUUAGUUAUCACACUUAUUAGAAAAGUUGGAAAUGAUUUAGGAGAAAAUUUAGAUUUACUUUUGAAAGCUGUACUCAGUAAAAUGCAAAGAGCAGAAACAUUGACAGUUAUGCAAAGUUUAAUCAUGAUUUAUGCUCAUUUGUUGAAUACUGAGUUUGAUGCAGUUCUCAAUUUCUUAUCAACAGUACCAGGACCAACUGGUCAGAGUGCUUUAGCUUUUGUUUUAGUUGAAUGGGUAAACCGACAACAACUAUUCUUCGGUACUUAUGACAGAAAAGUUACAACAGUUGCUUUAUCAAAAAUUCUGGAAUAUGGAGUCACAAAUGACGAUACGAGGUUUAAUGACAUUACAGUUAAUGGAGAUGAAAUUUUUUCAACAAAUGAAAGUGGAAUCCGUACGAGAAGUAAAACUCAAUCUCAGCCAUGUCAGUGGACUACAAUACCAAUUUUGGUGAAAAUUUUUAAAUUAAUCAUUAACGAACUCCCUAAUACCAUCGAAUUCGAGUGCGUUAAUAAUCAAAACGCUGAGGAAUCAGAUGAAGACACGGAUAAUGAAGAUAUUUGUAUAGAUCCAGGCAAUGAAUCCGAUUUAAUACGGGCAUUGGAGGAACCAGAAGAAGCGGAAGAUGAUCCAGAUCUUCGGGAGGAUACAAUUUAUCAUUUGAAUAUCAAACAGUAUUUGAGAGAUUUUCUCAUAAAUUUCUCAAAUCAUCAUUGCUUCCCGGCAUUCACUCAACAUUUGAAUCUUACUGAGCGUAAAAUUUUGAGUAAUCUCAAUAUAAAUCCAGCAUACAUCCAGUGAUAAUAAAAUACAAUAGCGAUCAUCAACGCUACACAUAAUUUUUUAUUUUUAAUUUUAAUAAAGCAUUCCCUUUGUCAUGCAUGUAAAAAUGUA